AUGUGCGAGCGGUACCCAGGAUAUCUCUUCGGAGGGACUCCGGUCAGCAGCUGGGACAGAAGUUUUAAUUCACUAGAAAAUCAAAUCCAGCAGCAGUAUCGAGGGCGUGUAGGUGCGGGUGUCCGUUGUUGGGGCAGUAUGUCAGAGGGAGGGAUAUCAUCGGCGGGAGACGCGGGUAAGACGAACCUGAUCGUCAACUACCUGCCGCAGACUAUGACCGAGAAGGAUCUAUACGCGAUGUUCAUGUCCAUAGGACCCAUAGAGAGCUGCAGGGUUAUGAAGGAUUUUAAGACUGGUUAUAGCUACGGAUUUGGUUUCGUCAACUUCACUAGAGAGGAAGACGCAGCACGAGCUAUCGAAACAUUCAAUGGAUAUCAAUUAAGGAAUAAGAGACUAAAGGUAUCCUACGCUCGUCCUUCCGGUGAGGAUAUAAAAGAGACCAACUUGUACGUGACGAAUCUGCCGCGCGCCAUAACCGAGGACCAGUUGGAAACGAUAUUCGGGAAGUACGGAAGAAUUGUACAGAAACAUAUACUGAGAGACAAGAGCAACGGCACACCGAGAGGUGUCGCUUUUGUGCGGUUCGAUAAACGUGAGGAGGCUCAAGAGGCUAUCGCUGCACUAAACAACGUGAUUCCCGAGGGUGGUUCCGAGCCACUAUGUGUUAAGGUUGCCGAAGAACACGGGAAGCAGAAGGCAGCGUACUACGCCGGCUGGGCCGCUGGUUUUCAUCACAAUAGGGGGGACUUUGCCUGGAACUGUGGGAACUGCAUGAUGCCGGAUGCCUGGGAAAGGUUUCCGUCCCCACCAUUGGGAGGCAGUCAUCCAACUACUCCCAGGAACGGAUGUAGGCCGGGAUCCUGCGCCAACACUAGGAUAUUUCCCAACUACCCAAAAAACUCACCCAGGAACAAUAGGGGACGGAACUUCCCCUGGGGUCAGGGUGUUGAAGAUAGGUUUAAGGGACAGAGGUGUAGAAACGGUCAAGCGCCUUAUUGGUAA
Molecule: messenger RNA, 1002 nt
Organism: Danaus chrysippus (African queen)
Lineage: Eukaryota; Metazoa; Arthropoda; Insecta; Lepidoptera; Nymphalidae
Source: the annotation of a GenBank genome assembly